Xylaria bambusicola is the source of this 1768-nucleotide messenger RNA. RefSeq names its product mitochondrial ribosomal subunit protein-domain-containing protein. Gene Ontology annotation, biological process: mitochondrial translation. The record is from RefSeq and is a predicted model, not a curated record. NCBI's taxonomy places the organism in Eukaryota, Fungi, Ascomycota, Sordariomycetes, Xylariales, Xylariaceae. Gene Ontology annotation, cellular component: mitochondrial small ribosomal subunit. The coding region runs from base 117 to 1253 and encodes 378 amino acids. Gene Ontology annotation, molecular function: structural constituent of ribosome. The transcript has 3 exons.
UAAAUUUUGUCUGCGCCAACACUCGAACUUCAAGUUGUGCCUCGCAGCGAGGGGAAUACCGGAUUGAGCCUCGAUUUAUCGUCUGUACGAUUGCACACAGAGACCAUUGACGCAGCAUGGCUUCUGCAGUGCAAUCGGUGCGACUCUGUCUACGUGCCGCACGCCGGCGAGCUGCCGCACCAGCCACUGCCACACCACGCCGGCAGUACCUCGCCGUUCGCACCUUUUCCUCGACUCCUUUCCAGCGUCAACCUGCGACUCGGAAGGAUGAGGACGAUAUAAACGAGCUGGAGAGGGAGAUACAAGAAAUAGAUGAGGCGGACGAGAUUGACCCUGUUGAAUAUGAACGCGCCCUCUCAGAACUUGCACGAGACAGGGGUUUCCAAAAUGCCACCACCGCCGCGGAGCGUGCCGCCAACAACAUGGGUGAAGUAAUGACUGAAGCCAUGCGACUCCCGAGGCUCCAGGGCAAACUAUUCUGGGCUGAGGAAGAACCUGAUCAAGACCUUAUCGACGACGAACUAGAUGUCGACAAAUUCGACGAGGAUGAUAUCAUGGCUAUGGCACAUGGCAAAUUCGAGGAAUUCCGCGAAUACCGCGAGUAUGCCCGUAUCGCUGCGUGGCAGAUGCCUCUUCUCUCCAAGUUAGCGACUCCUUUCGAACCACCGACCGCCCAAGAACCAUUGCGAUUCCGUUAUACCAGCUAUAUGGGAGAAUUUCAUCCUGCAGAGAAAAAGGUCGUGGUGGAAUUCUCUCCAAGAGAUAUGCCUUUGACUGAGGCGCAGCAACAGAAGCUCAGGAAACUGCUGGGCCCGCGGUUGAAUCCUGAGACCGACAUUGCGAAGAUGAGCUGUGAACAGUUUGAACACCAGGCGCAGAAUAAGAGGUACCUCGGUGACGUUGUCAACAAGCUUGUGGCACAGGCAAAGGACCCUACGGACAUGUUCGAAGAUGUACCUCUCGACACGAGGCACCACACAUUUAAAGUAAAGCCCAAGUUCCCUAAGGAAUGGCGGCUGACAGAGGAGCGACGACAGUUCCUGGAGGAGUCAAGGCAGCAAGCCCUGCUGCUCGAUCAAAAGAAGGAAGAGGAGGGUACCUUGGUCAACGGCGCGGAGAGGAUUGAAGAGGUCUAUAACCCUCCCAAAACUGAAAAAAUUCCCGAAAUGGCUGAAACGGCCAAUGCUCGUCUUCGCAGUUUCUUGUCGCCGCCUCCACUGAGGAGACAUCAGCACCCACCUUUAGGACGCUAGAUGUAUAAAUCUAUAUACUAUGUGUAGUACUAUCAUGUAGAAAUAGACUGGCUCCAAUCCGAGGAGUCUUGAUGAUGAAAUGUAGUCAACGUCAAGAAACAGCGUCGAGUCUUGUACACUCUUGAACAGUUCUAUAGGAGAGUCAACUGUACAUAUACAUGGUGUCUAUGAAAUGGUUUCUUCUCCUACGGGAAUGCCGAGUUUAGCUAUCUUACCGCUACCAAGCACUCCUGGCUAGUUGGGGAGAUAUGAUCACGAUUAAAUAGCAGAUAUAUCUCAUCUAGCUACUGGACCGGACAUGCCUCACAAUCUAAACAGAGUCAUUCACAAAAUACUCUCAAUGGUACCUAUUCAAUAUCAUCCAUUUUUACUGUAGCCGAAGAUAUCCUCAACGAGUGGGAUGGGGAAUUCUCGAAACGCUGUGUAAUAGGAGGACUCUCUACGAGCUAAUAAAGAUAUAAUUUUCAAUUGCGGCAUAAUAAAACAAAUCGAAGCCAUCCGCAUCUAAGAAAUUC